CCCAAGUCCCAGGGUGCCAGUCCAUGCUCCACCGUGCAUUUUUAAGAGUUCGCAGCUGCUACUGCGGCCAAGCGCUCCCUCUCCGCGCUCCCCCCGCCCUUCCCGGCAGGGCCCUCCCGCAGGUGCCUGAGGGGGGCGGGAGCGGCCCCUGCCGGGCGGGCCCCGCCCCCAGCGCCCGUCCCGCCCCGGCUGUCCGGCCCUUCCCCGGCCUCAGCCCCCUUUCCCCGUUCCCUCCGCAGCGCCAUGCGGGUCUCGGCUCGCCCCGCGCUGCUCCUGCUGCUCGUGGGGGUCCUGCGCCAUGGCGGAGCCUCAGGAAUUCACUUGGAAAGUCUGAUGGAUAUUGUGCAAGUUGGCUGGCUGAUACAAACAUACCCACCUGUAUCUGCCAAAGAUCAGACAGUCUUCAGUGUCUUCUCUUACUGACAUUUUGGAGUGUAGCUGGCUCGUUGGCUGAGCUGGUGAGCUCAGCUGUAUCAAAUCCUGACUCCUGGUGGGAAGCUCUGUCCCUGUCCUCAGGUCUUCUUGAGCUCUCCUUGGGAAAAUUCAGAAAUGUGCUACUUAACCAGACCAAUCCAGUUGAAGCUGUAAUCAGGAACAUUGCCAGCAACGUGACUGUGGUUAUUUUUCAAGUGCAUGCCCAGCAGAGUGAUGUGGUGAUAUCCUUUGAUAAGACUCCAUCGGUGAACAGCUCAGGAAUUGGGGUAGACAAAGGGCUGGUGUCCAUCCUUCGGCCUGAGCAGACCGUGUGUACGUGGUACGUGCGUGCCCUGGAUGCUGGCCAGGUGCUCAGCACUGCCAUCUCUAUUCCCUACAUGGAGAAAGAUCCUAUUCCUGGGGGCUGCAAUCUAGAAUUUGACUUGGAAGUGGAUCCAAAUCUUUAUCUGGACUACACGUUGGUUGAUAUACACAUCAAGUUUGCCCCUGCAAACUUGGGAUAUACCAGAGGAGCAAACCCCCCCUCCUGUGAUUCAGAGACUGGCCAGAGCUCCCGGUGGCGGCUGCGCUAUGAUGUGUACCAGUACUUCCUGCCCGAGAAUGACCUGUCUGAGAUGGUGCUCAUGAGCCACAUUCGGAAAAUGUCUGGGGUGCAGAGUAUCAGAGCCAAUGGCAUUAAGAUGCUUACGCUGACAGCUGAUGACAAGACCAAUGUCUACUUCUCAUCACUUCCUGGACAAGGUGUGAUCUACAAUGUCGUGGUGUGGGAUCCUCUUUGGAACAGUUCUGCUGCGUACAUACCUGUGCAUACAUAUGCCUGCAGCUUUGCUGACCUGGUAGAUAACUGCUCUUCCCUCAGUAAACUCUCUACCAAAGUAUUCUUCACUGCUUUUGGUAUACUUGGUCUUUUCACCUGCUUUUUUGGACACAGAUUCUGGAAAACAGAUUUAUUCUUCAUGGGCUUCAUUGUUGCAGCAUUCAUUUUCUUUGUAUUCAUUACAAGGGUAACUGGCCUUGGUUAUGAUGUGCGUCUUAUUUUGACAGCGGUGGCUGGAAUUAUUGGAGGCCUGCUCUUGGUUGUGAGCUGGUGGAGAUUUGGCUCUGUCCUGCUCAGCAUGUUUGUUAUUGGACUUGUGUUGGGAUUUCUCUUCUCAUCAACGCUCUUCUUCACUCCCCUAGGAGACUACAGGGUCUUCCGUGACGAUGUGGUGUUCUGGGUGACCUUUACUUGUGUAGCCUUGAUGAUUCCAGUGCUUUUUGUUGGCUGUCCAAGAAUUCUGAACAUCCUGGCUUCUGGAAUAGUGGGAUCUUAUACAGUGGUCCUGGCCAUUGCUUGUUACGUCUACACAAGCCUUGCUUACAUCACCUUGGACCUGCUCAGAAGGGUCCUCAACAAUUACUUCAGCAGAGCUUAUACCAAUGUGCCUUUUCAAAGGAAUGACUUCAUCAUCCUGUCAGUGUGGGUGAUGCUGGCCCUCAGUGGGGUCACUGUGCAGCUCCGCCGGGAGAGGAGUGAAAUGCCUUUCCCACCACAUCCCUAUCUCACCUGGAAGAGGGAAAGGGAGCGUAGAAGCACCAAUGUCUUAGACCCCAGCCAUCACAUCCCUCCCCUGAGAGAGAGGAUCCACAACAAGCUGCUGCAUAUCAAAGAGUUCUUCCAGAAAGAUCAGCCAGCCGGGGAGAGAACUCCACUGCUUCUGUAACCUGCCAAAUAACUGGUGGGAAUGGAGAGGGAGGAUCUGGGAAUGGUGAGAUGAUUGCCAGCAACCAGCCAGUGGUGCAGAAUUUACCACUGCUAAUUUGUCCUGCUGAAUAAGAGAUUGCUGCGUGCCCAGCUUGGCAGAGCAGUUACCUGCCCAGUACACUACAUGCGGUUUGUGACUCCUCUGUGGCACACUCUGCCUGCUUCAACCUGCUUGUGUCCACCUGCAGAAUUCUGUACUUGUGGCCAAGGACAGGCAUUGAUCCUGUGGGGUCUACUUUGCUUUUUGGGUAUGUGAAAUAUGAAACGGGCCUUGGAAAGCAACCUGCUGAUUGUGCCCUUGCAUGUGGAAAUGUCUGCUGAGGCAGCUCCCAACUCGCUCCCAAGAGUGGUCAGCCUGUCUAGCUGUGAGGGGAGGGGACAAGGACUGGCCAUACAGGGAGUUCUUCCCGCAGGAACUGAGCAUCUCCUUCUAAUACAGGUACAAAACAUGUGGCUGCAGACACACUGGUUUCCAAGAAGUGUUACUGAACCUUGCAAGCUGAACUGAGUGACUUGAAUUGAAACCGCACUGAGUUAACUGUUGGAUGUGUGCACUGUGGGGAAUGGGGACUGAUCUGAUCUAAGACUUUUUCCCUCUACUUUGGGUGGUUCUGUAGCAAGCUGGUCAUCUGGUCUCUGUGCAGAGAUGGCUGCUAAGAGCACACAAGAGUUUUGUCUCCCUGUUUGCUUUCUGAACAGCCUGUGUCUUGUUUCUAUUCUGGUAUAGUAUCUUUUUUGAUGGUGCUGUCAUAAAAGAAAAAACUAAGUAAGCUCUUUGUAGCCAAUGGCAAUUUUUUCCCCCUGGAGUUGCCUGGAACACUAAUGAUUUAUUUUUAAUCAUCUUUUAAUUUUGCCUUUAAGGGAUGAAAACAGCAUUCAGCUAGCAAGGUACUGAUCAGGAACCUUGCUGACUGAAUGUGUUCAUUACCUAUUUGAAUUGCAUCUGCCCAAAGCAGAAUGUAGUAUAAAAAGAGAUGAGGGACCAAUCUCAUGUGGUGGCUUUAUGCUCUUCCUUAAAGAAAACCCCAAGAGCCACUAUCAAAAUGUCAACUGGAACAAUGUGUUUUUGGCUUAUCCCAAGGAGACCUGAGGGUGUUUUACCGUGUUUGUCCCUUGUACCCCAUCCUGGUCUCCAGUGGGGGUCUGUCAUGCACUGAAGGAUGGCUCAAGUCCCACAUCCUGUACCUUGACACAGGGUAUGCUGACUCUUCCUCCUUUUCCCUGUGUGUGAACCUUCACUGAGGGCAGCCAAGUGCACAGUCCUGCCUGGGUGAAGCAAGUGGUCACUUGGGUGCCUGCAUGGAGCCUCCAUGAGGGAAUUCCCCAGGGGUGGAAGCCUAAGCUCUCAACUACCACUUUAAAUUCUUGGUAUGAAAUCUGUAAGAAACAGCUCUUGCUGAGGAAACUGGCAAAAGAACUUUAUCUGGGAACUUCUUUGGAAGUUAAAACACCCUGGCAUAGACAGGAAUUAAUGACUUUUAAAUGGCUUUUCUUUAGGGAGUGAGAACUCAGAGACAGUGUCUGAGGUGACUGAACCUUUCUGAUGUUUAAAGACAAAUCCUGUCAUUGCUUGGAGCUGGACCAUCUGCCUCAAACAGCAAAGCAAGGCUGAAAUCCUGCAGUUUGGGUCUUGUUUCCCUGUGCUGUUGUGUGGCACAUGGGGUAAGCAAGGAGCUCUUCCCUGGGUCUCUGUCCGUCCUCCCCACACUGAUCCUGAGCAUGUCUCUGCCACGUGUAAUGGCAAGCAGCAAACACUUCUGUGGUGUAGAAAUGCUCUUAAACAUGUUUACCAUGGUGGGUUUUUAUAACUGCUGCGAUUUACAUUGUGCAAGAAACAAGUUUAACUCUUAAUUUUCUAUAUCUUUUAUAAUAAAGAUGUCUUUUCAAUGAUGCUUCUACAGUUUA
Molecule: messenger RNA, 4084 nt
Organism: Parus major (Great Tit)
Lineage: Eukaryota; Metazoa; Chordata; Aves; Passeriformes; Paridae
Gene: TM7SF3
Product: transmembrane 7 superfamily member 3
Exons: 13
Coding region: 24-2138 (704 amino acids)
Source: RefSeq, a predicted model, not a curated record